AUGGGCAUGCGCAACUGCCUCCACGGCAACAAUAUGCCAGGACAACACAAUAUCCCCGCUGAAGACGGCGAGCAGCCCGAGCAAGAACCUUUGGAGGCCGCAGGGGCAGCUGCCCCCGGUGCUGGGCCUGGCCCAGCCGAAGAAAUGGAGACCGAACCGUCUGACAAUGAGCCCGUCGCCGACGAGACUAGCACUGAGGUCCUUGGAACCCCUGAAGUCUCCAAAUCUGAGUUCCAGGGCCUCAACCAGGGCAUCGAGGAGGUCCGAGUGGGUGGAGACUACAGCCCACCUCCAGAGGAAGCCAUGCCAUUUGAGACCAAACAGUCCAGCCUCAACGAUUUCUGGCCCACCUUGGAGCAGCUUGGAGCAUCUGGGACCCAAGCAGGCAUCAAAGCCUUUAAUCCAGCGCUUUUGGAGCCCAGGCCCCCCAGUGGUGAGAACCCAGGCCUGGGAACCUACAGCCCCCCACCAGAAGAAACCAUGCCAUUUGAGUUCAACGAACCUGCCCAGGAAGACCGUAGCCAGUUGCGCUUGCAAGUCCCAGACCUUGCUCCAGGAGGUCCGGAGGCAGGAGUCGUCAAAGCUCUUCCCGCGGAGCCCGGGAACCUCAGAUCUGCAAACGCUGGCUUCCGAGACGACUACAGUCCUCCACCGGAAGAAUCUGUGCCAUUUGGGCUUGAGGGAGAAGAAUUUGGGGGCGAUAGCCCACCCCCAGGACUCCCCCGCGUCAUCCCACAAAUCGGCAUUGGCGGCGAGUUCCCGGCAGCCGCGGUCCCGAGGGCGCUCAGCCUCGCUCCCGCCGAGAACGCGCCUCCCCUCUGGGUCCACAGCGCCAUUGACAGACCAUUCAGCGAGGCUAUCAGAUCUCCUCCUAACUUCGCAUGCGACAGCCCCCCAAUGGAGAUCUCCAGACCCCCGCUUGAGAUUGGCAGAGCCUCCACUAGGGUCGACGACGACACCACUGUCAAUAUGGACGGCCCCCCAAUCGCAAGUGAUGGCCCGCCCAUCGAAGUCUCCGGAGCCCCAGAUAAGAGCCAGUGCGCAGAGAGACCCCCAGUUGAGCGAGAAGCAGCCGAGAUGGAAGGAAGCCCAACCACUGCAGCUGCGGAGGAAGGAAAAGUCCCUUCUCCGGAGAGAAGAGACGGAUCCUUCGCCGAGCCAGAAGCCAUGGAUGCCAAGCCAGCCCCUGCUGCCCAAGCCGUCGCUGCCGAACCUGAACCUGACGCCGCCGCCGCCAGCGGAUCUCCUCCGGCCCCAGCAACACCCACGGAUCUCCAGACCGAUUCUGAACAAGAAGUCGGAGCAGCCCCUGCUGUCCGAGCUGAGCCUGACGGAGGGGCAGCCCCGGUCGCCCCAGCCACCCCUGCCGAGCCUGAAGACGACGACGGCGGAGCAGCCAGCGGAGUUCCAGCAGCCGGAGUUCCAGCAGCCGAGCCAGCCUCCGAGGCAGUCCCUGCCACCAAGGCCGAGUCUGCCUCCGGGGCAGCCCCUGCCGCUCAGGUGGAGCCCGCAGUCGCGGCAGUCUCUGCCACCCUGGCGGAGCCUGCCGCCCGGGCAGCCCCUAUCACCCCUCCGGAGCCCGCUCCCCGGCCAAUCCCCACUGCCAGAGCCCAUCCAGCUGCCGGGGCAGUCCCCGGAGCCCCAGCAAUGUCAGCCUCCGCUAGGGCAACUGCCGCUAGGGCAGCCUAUGCAGGUCCUCUGGUCUGGGGAGCCAGGUCACUCUCUGCUACUCCCGCCGCCCAGGCAUGCCUUCCUGCCCGCGCAGCUGCCGCCGCCCGGGCAGCCUCUGCUGCCCGGGCAGUCGCUGCAGGCUACUCAAUCUCUGACGCCCGAGCAAUGGCUAUCGGCAGAACAAUCCCUGCCGCCCCAAGCAGGGCCCACCUUAGGCCCCCCAGCCCCGAGAUCCAGGUGGCUGAUCCGCCUACUCCGAGGCCUGCUCCGAGGCCAUCCGCCUGGCCAGACAAGUACGAGCGUGGCCGAAGCUGCUGCAGGUACGAGGAGGCGUCGUCCGUCAUCUGCGAGAUCGACUCCUCUAGUGAUGAGUCGGAAGAAGGGGCCAACGGCUGCUUCCAGUGGCUUCUGCGGCGAAACCGCCGCCCCGGCCAGCCCCGGAGCCACUCGGUCGGAUGCAACCCAGUGCGCAACUUCUUCGCCAGAACCUUUGGAAGCUGCUUCGGUCUCUCCGAGAGAUCCCGUUCCCUCAGCCCGAGGAAGGCCAAGGAUCCUUUCGAGGAGAGGCGCAAACAGAUGCGCAAAGAAGCCAUUGAGAUGCGAGAGCAGAAGCGCGCAGAUAAGAAACGCAGCAAGCUCAUCGACAAGCAACUGGAGGAGGAGAAGAUGGACUACAUGUGUACGCACCGCCUGCUGCUUCUAGGUGCUGGAGAGUCUGGCAAGAGCACGAUUGUGAAGCAGAUGAGGAUCCUGCAUGUUAAUGGUUUUAAUGGCGAGGGCGGCGAAGAGGACCCGCAGGCUGCAAGGAGCAACAGCGAUGGUGAGAAGGCCACCAAAGUGCAGGACAUCAAAAACAACCUGAAGGAGGCCAUUGAAACCAUUGUGGCCGCCAUGAGCAACCUGGUACCCCCUGUGGAGCUGGCCAACCCUGAGAAUCAAUUCCGCGUCGACUACAUUCUGAGCGUGAUGAACGUGCCCAACUUUGACUUCCCACCUGAAUUCUAUGAGCAUGCCAAGGCUCUGUGGGAGGACGAGGGAGUGCGUGCCUGCUACGAGCGCUCCAACGAGUACCAGCUGAUUGACUGUGCCCAGUACUUCCUGGACAAGAUUGACGUGAUCAAGCAGGCCGACUAUGUGCCAAGCGACCAGGACCUGCUUCGCUGCCGCGUCCUGACCUCUGGAAUCUUUGAGACCAAGUUCCAGGUGGACAAAGUCAACUUCCACAUGUUCGACGUGGGUGGCCAGCGCGAUGAACGCCGCAAGUGGAUCCAGUGCUUCAAUGACGUGACUGCCAUCAUCUUCGUGGUGGCCAGCAGCAGCUACAACAUGGUCAUUCGGGAGGACAACCAGACCAACCGCCUGCAGGAGGCUCUGAACCUCUUCAAGAGCAUCUGGAACAACAGAUGGCUGCGCACCAUCUCGGUGAUUCUUUUCCUCAACAAGCAAGACCUGCUUGCUGAGAAAGUCCUCGCUGGAAAAUCGAAGAUUGAGGACUACUUUCCAGAGUUUGCUCGCUACACCACUCCUGAGGAUGCGACUCCCGAACCUGGAGAGGACCCACGCGUGACCCGGGCCAAGUACUUCAUUCGCGAUGAGUUUCUGAGAAUCAGCACUGCUAGUGGAGAUGGGCGCCACUAUUGCUACCCCCACUUUACCUGCGCCGUGGACACUGAGAACAUCCGCCGUGUCUUCAACGACUGCCGUGACAUCAUCCAGCGCAUGCAUCUCCGCCAAUACGAGCUGCUCUAAGAAGGGAACACCCAAAUUUAAUUCAGCCUUAAGCACCAAUUAAUUAAGAGUGAAACGUAAUUGAAAAGCAGUUGAUCACCCACCAUAGGGCAUGAUUAACAACGCAACCUUUCCUUUUUCUCCCCAGUGAUUCUGAAAACCCCUCUUUCCCUUCAGCUUGCUUAGAUGUUCCAAAUUUAGUAAGCUUAAGGCGGCCUACAGAAGAAAAAGAAAUAAAUAGGCCACAAAAGUUCCCUCUCACUUUCAGUAAGUAAAAUAAAAGCAGCAACAAACAGAAAUAAAGAAAUAAAUACAAAAUGAAACAUUGUGUUGUGCAGCAUUAAAAAAUCAAAAUAAAAAUUAAAAAUAAAA
Microtus oregoni (creeping vole) is the source of this 3771-nucleotide messenger RNA. RefSeq names its product GNAS complex locus (gene Gnas). NCBI's taxonomy places the organism in Eukaryota, Metazoa, Chordata, Mammalia, Rodentia, Cricetidae. The record is from RefSeq and is a predicted model, not a curated record. Gene Ontology annotation, cellular component: heterotrimeric G-protein complex. Gene Ontology annotation, biological process: adenylate cyclase-activating dopamine receptor signaling pathway; sensory perception of chemical stimulus. The coding region runs from base 1 to 3420 and encodes 1139 amino acids. Gene Ontology annotation, molecular function: mu-type opioid receptor binding; insulin-like growth factor receptor binding; GTP binding. The transcript is spliced from 12 exons.